This is a messenger RNA of Arachis duranensis, 396 nucleotides long. Its product is annotated as GRAS family protein TF80-like. Gene Ontology annotation, biological process: regulation of DNA-templated transcription. The record is from RefSeq and is a predicted model, not a curated record. NCBI's taxonomy places the organism in Eukaryota, Viridiplantae, Streptophyta, Magnoliopsida, Fabales, Fabaceae. The coding region runs from base 1 to 396 and encodes 131 amino acids. Gene Ontology annotation, molecular function: DNA-binding transcription factor activity; sequence-specific DNA binding. The transcript has a single exon. Gene Ontology annotation, cellular component: nucleus.
AUGGAACAAGAAUCAAACGUCAACAGACAAUCCUUAACGGAUCGGGUUGACAAAGCCUUGAAUUUCUACGAUGCGUUGUUUGAUUGUUUGGUAACGGCGUCGUCAGUGAAGAAGAUCUUCUUUGAGAGAGCGAUGUUGGGAGAGCAAAUAAAGAAUAUAAUUGCGUGUGAGGGAGCUGAGAGAAAAGAAAGGUAUGAGUUGCUUAAGGCGUGGAUCUCAAGGCUUGAACUUGCUGGGUUUUGCGCUGAAGCUAUUAGCUUGGAGGGGAUGUUAAGAGGAGUAACUGAAUUGCAGAAUUUUGCACGUGGCUAUAAGAUUAUUAGAGAUGAAAAGUUUUUGGUUCUGUGUUGGAAUAAUAAUCCACUCUUUUCUUUAUCAGCCUGGAGAUACUUGUGA